AUGUUUAUUCCGAAAGAUCACGUCAAUGUAGUAGUUGUAGGUCCUUUCCAAAGUGGUAAGAGUACAUUUCUUGGCCAUCUUUUUGUUGAUUUAAAACAAGUAGAUCAACGAACAAUAGACCGAUACAAAAGAGAUUGCAUUGAAUUUUUAAAACCCAAUUGUGAGUAUGCUUAUGUUUUUGAAAAAACUAAAAUAGAACAUGAAAUUGGAUUAACGAACAUUCAAGCGACAAAAGGAAUUUUUGCCAAAGACAUUUUACAUCCAAAAGAAGAAUUGUGUAACUCUGAAAUACAACAAGUUUCAAUAAAGAAGUAUGAAAAAAUGAAUGUUUCAUUCAUCGACACUCCAGGCAGGAAAAAGUACAUCAAAAACGCGAUCCGAGGUAUUCACAAAGGAGAUGUCGCUUUUCUAGUUAUUUGUGCAUCACUUAAUUUUGAAGACCAAAAAGAAUCAAUCAUUGAAAAUUUGAUACCAUUAAAAAUUUUUUUGGUUGAAUUAGUAGCAGUGAUUGUGACUAAAAUGGGUGAAGUGAAAUACUCUGAAGUUUGUUUUGAAGAAACAAAACAGAAAAUUAUAGAAUUAAUGAAAAUCAUUGGACUUUCAACUGAAAGUGUUAGAUUUGUUCCAAUUGAUGGACUUGAAGGAGAUAACUUGACUGUGUAUUCGGACAAAAUGGCAUGGACAGUCAACAAAUAUGGUACAGUCGUUGAUCUUCUAAACACCCUCAUAAUCCCAGAGAGAAAUCAACUAGACACACAGCCAUUCGGGAUGACAAUAGAAAACAUCUGUAAAAUCAGAAAUGUUGGCACCGUGUUGGUUGGAAUUGUCGAAAGUGGAGUUGUACAUGCAAAUCAAAUUGUAACGGUUUCUCCAAGCGGACUUUCAGUCAAAACAAAAAGUGUUGAAACGAUGGGCAAUCCUAUUUUGGAAGGCAAAGGGAGAGUUUUGGUUGGUGUGAAUGUCGUGGGUGCAACAGAUUUUGACUACAAAAUAGGAUAA
Entamoeba invadens IP1 is the source of this 999-nucleotide messenger RNA. Its product is annotated as elongation factor 1-alpha, putative. Gene Ontology annotation, molecular function: GTPase activity; GTP binding. NCBI's taxonomy places the organism in Eukaryota, Evosea, Mastigamoebida, Endamoebidae. The record is from RefSeq and is a predicted model, not a curated record. The coding region runs from base 1 to 999 and encodes 332 amino acids. The transcript has a single exon.